Arctia plantaginis is the source of this 1626-nucleotide messenger RNA. The record is from the annotation of a GenBank genome assembly. Lineage: Eukaryota; Metazoa; Arthropoda; Insecta; Lepidoptera; Erebidae.
AUGGGGUCGGGUGGCGUUUGUGAUGGCAAAAUUUUUGCAAAUGCACGGUCACUGACAUUAGCACCAACAAUGGACCAGCAAUUCUGUCUACGCUGGAACAACCACCCGAACAACCUGACUGAUGUUCUUGCGAGCCUGCUACAAAGAGAGGCUCUGUGCGAUGUCACCCUUGCUUGUGAUGGGGAAACAGUCAAGGCGCACCAGACGAUACUAUCAGCGUGUUCGCCUUAUUUUGAAAGUAUAUUCAUGCAAAACUCACAUCCACAUCCAAUAAUAUUCCUCAAAGAUGUACGAUUCUCAGAAAUUAAAUCUCUUUUGGAUUUCAUGUACAAGGGUGAGGUCAAUGUUGGCCAAAAUAUGCUACCUAUGUUCCUAAAAACUGCUGAAAGUUUACAAGUUAGGGGUUUAACGGAAAAUAACACAUUAAAUCCAAAGUCCGAGGAUCGAUCGACGCCAUCAGUUAGUGCCGAAAAUCUUUCUCGUACGGAGUCUUUCGCCACGCCUCCUACGGCACAUUGUCCCCCACCGGCCCCACACACGCCUCUGACGGCCGCUCCACCUGCACACCCCUCGCAUCCCUCGCACGCUGGGAAGAGACGCAGAGCGAAUUCUGCCGUACCCAGGGAUGACGUCGAACUACCACCCUACCGCCAUUAUGAGGGGCAUGUGAAAGUGAAGAGCGGCUCGACGGGUUCGGGCUCGGAGCCGUCCACGCCGCCGCCGGCGCACGCGCUUGGCCGCGCCACGACGCCGGCGCUGGUGAAGCAGGAGCGCCCCGAGGCCGACGCGCACGCGCCGCACGCGCCCUACGCGCCGCAUACGCCGCUGCACCCGCCACCGCACUUCGACCAGGGCCACCUACAGAGCACUGGCUGGAUUCAGGCGGCAUGUGAGGAAGAAUCUAAGUGCGCGUUAUUGGAUCUCAGCCCUAACCGACCUAGUAGCAACAUUCUCGCCUCGAUCCUCGCGCGGCCACCCGAACAAAUCGAUCCACCCGUAAAAGGAGCCAGACGAUCUCCUCUUAAUCCUAAAAAAAUAGGCAAAUUCCGCGCGAGUUGGUUAACGCUUUACCCUUGGUUAAAAUACGACAAAUCUCAAAACAUUAUGUUCUGCACAUAUUGUAGAAAAUGGUCACACGAGUUAACAGUCAACAGAUCGUCUUUUAUAGAAGGCAAUGCUAAUUUUAGACUAGAAAUCGGUAUUGGAACAGAAAUGGCCUCGAUGUUGGCCAACACCCAGCAGAGUCUAAACAAUGAAUGCAACGAUAAUGAGCCUAUCCUGCAACCACACCCAGAUCAGACAGAUACCAUAGAUGGCUCAAAGGGCUGGCACAUGCGGCUGACGUUCGAGCGGGUGGCGGGUGCGCUCAACCUGCACCGCUGCAAGCUGUGCGGCAAGGUGGUGACGCACAUCCGCAACCACUAUCACGUGCACUUCCCGGGGCGGUUCGAGUGCCCGCUGUGCCGCGCCACGUACACGCGCUCCGACAACCUGCGCACGCACUGCAAGUUCAAACACCCCGCGUACAACCCUGACACGCGCAAGUUCGAGCCGCCGCCGCCGCCCGCGCCCGCGCCCCCGCACGGCCCGCUGUUCGCCAACCCGCUGGACGCGGGCUUCGAUUGA